Rhagoletis zephyria (snowberry fruit fly) is the source of this 2917-nucleotide messenger RNA. The record is from RefSeq and is a predicted model, not a curated record. NCBI's taxonomy places the organism in Eukaryota, Metazoa, Arthropoda, Insecta, Diptera, Tephritidae.
GGCGGGCAACUUGAAGGACCCCGAGAUUUCUCAAUAUUUUGAUAAGGAAGAUCCGGAGAAGAUCUUCACCGACCUGCGCGAGAUUGGCCAUGGCAGCUUCGGCGCGGUCUACUAUGCACGCAAUAUCGCCACCAAGGAGGUGGUCGCCAUCAAGAAGAUGUCCUUUACGGGCAAGCAGUCGACGGAGAAAUGGCAAGACAUCCUCAAGGAGGUGAAGUUCCUGAAGACGGUAAAGCACCGGAACACCAUCGACUACAAGGGCUGCUACCUGAAGGAGAACACCGCCUGGCUAGUCAUGGAGUACUGCCUCGGCUCUGCGUCGGACAUUAUCGAAGUCCACAAGAAGCCGCUUCGCGAGGAGGAGAUCUCCGCCAUCUGCCACGACAGCCUGAAGGGGCUGGAGUACCUGCACUACCAGUGCCGCAUCCACCGGGACGUCAAGGCGGGCAAUAUCCUCCUCACCGAAGUGGGCACCGUCAAGCUGGCGGACUUUGGCUCGGCCUCGAUGGGCUCGCCGGCGAACUCCUUCGUGGGGACGCCCUACUGGAUGGCGCCGGAGGUGAUUCUGGCGAUGGACGAGGGCCAGUACGACGGCAAGGUGGACGUCUGGUCGCUGGGCAUCACCUGCAUCGAGCUGGCGGAGAGGAAGCCGCCCUACUUCAACCUCAAUGCCAUGAGUGCCUUGUACCACAUUGCGCAGAAUGAGGCGCCCACGCUGCCGCCCCCUGACUGGUCGGACGCCUUUCGGAACUUUGUCGCCUCCUGUUUGAGGAAGUCGCCGGCGGAGAGGCCUACCUCCAGUGCCAUGUUGACGCACUCAUUCAUCACCCGUCCGCGCUCCGCCACCGUCAUCCUCGACCUGAUCAACCGCACGAAGACGGCCGUCCGCGAGCUGGACAACCUCAACUACCGGAAGAUGAAGAAGAUUCUCAUGGUGGAGAGUCGGGACUCGGACAGUAGCGUCAGCAGCUACAGCAAUAACGGAAACAGCAGCAGCGGCAAUGGCAAUGGAAACGGAAAUAACAACAAGAGCAACAGCGUGGCCAGCUACGGCAGCCGACAGUCGGGCGGGCUGGUGAGCAGUCAGAGCAGCAGCACCAGCAGCAUACCGGCGGCCAACUCCGCCUCCGCCUCCACCACCGAGCUGGACCACUGUCCGAGAAGUGGGCUGGGACGGGGAGAGGCAAUGCUAGGGGAUAGUUCUUAUCGAAAUCCGCUCUCGCUGAGAAGAGAGUCGGCGAGCUCAUUCAGCGCCGGCGGCCAGUCGAGUCGGGUUAGUCCUUCGAACUCCUCCGCCAGCAUCAACAGCACCGAGAUUUGUGUGGGCGCUGGAGCCCCCGGUACCGGCGGCAAUAACGACCCAAGCGGCCUGGUGGACGGCGUGCGCCUGGGCGGCCGCGCCCACCACCACAACAACAACUUUGCGACGCUGCGCACCACGUCCAUCGUGACACGGCAGCUGAAGGAGCACGCCCGGGAGAAUCAGCUGCACGAGCAGAUGUCCGGCUACAAGCGGAUGCGCCGGCAGCACCAGAAGGCGAUCAUCCAGCUGGAGAUGCGCUGCCGGGCGGAGAUUGAGGAGCACAAGACGAAGCUGGACAAGGAGUACGAGACGCUGCUGCAGGCCUUUGGCAAGGAGCUGGAGAAGCUGCAGCUCAAACACCAGGCGGAGCUGGAGAAGAAGCUAAAGGGCAACGCCGGUCAGGAGCGGAAGAUCAGCAAGCAGAUACUGGCCGGCCAGGAGGAGGAGCUGAAGCGGUCGGCGACGCUGCACAAGCGCGAGUACAAGUGCAUCAAGGAGCGGCUGAAGCGGGAGUGCCCCACCACCGACGACUACAAGGCCCGGAUUGGGGAGCUCCAGCGGGCGCAUCAGGCCAGCCUGAGCAAGCAGCAGCAGACGAACCAGGAGUACUACCGCGCGGAGAUUCGCAAGUUUCGCCGCCGGAAGUUGAUUCAGUUCAACCAGACGGAGCGGGAGCUGCUGCGGGAGGAGCUCAACAAGCGGCAGGGCCAGCUGGAGACCGCCCACUCGAUGCUGAUGCGCCACCAUGAGAUCACCCAGGAGCUGGAGUACCACCAGCAGCGGGCGAUUCACACGCUCCGUGAGGAGCAGAUUCGGAAGCAGCACAACACCGAGCUGAGCAACCAGAAUGAGUACAUUGCCAAGCAACUGAGUGAGCUGCACAAGAAGCACGCCCUGGAGGUGAAGCAGCAGCCGAAGAGUCUGAAGGCGAAGGAGGUGCAGAUUCGCAAGCAGUUUCGGGAGACCUGCAAGACGCAGACGCUUCAGUACAAGGCCUGGAAGGAGCAGAUUCUCAGCUCGACGCCGAAGGAGGAGCAGAAGAUGGUGAUCAAGCGGCUGAAGGAUGAACAGGUGCGGAAGUUGCAGAUGCUGGGCGAGCAGUACGAGCAGAGCAUCGCCGACAUGCUCCAGAAGCAAUCGAUUCGCCUCGACGAGACGCAGGAGCUGGAGGAGCGGCAGCUGCGCGAGCAGCUGGAGCAGGAGAAGGAGCUGCUGAUUGCCUUCCAGAGCAAGAUCAAGAUGCAGGCGGAGAUGCAGCGGACGAAGGAGCGCACCGAGCUGGAGGAGCGGGUGCGCAUUCGCAAGCAACUCCUCGAGAAGAAGAUGGAAAACGAGCGAGCGCAGUUUCAGGACGAACGCAACGAGCGCCGGAGGCUGCUGCUGGAGCGCCAGGCACGGGAGAUUGAGGAGUUUGACCUCGAGUCGACGGCGAUGGGCUUCAAUGCGCUGGUCAUUGCGGACGCCUCUGCGGAGCCCUACGGCAGCACCUUCUUCGAUGGAGUAGGCGGGGGAGGGGGCGGGGCUGACGGCGAUGCCGCCAGCGUCAGCGGCGGCAGCCUCCUCUCGCUGGCGCACAGCAACAGUGCCACCUCCUUCACGCACACUGCCCUGUAG